Molecule: messenger RNA, 171 nt
Organism: Euleptes europaea (tarantolino)
Lineage: Eukaryota; Metazoa; Chordata; Lepidosauria; Squamata; Sphaerodactylidae
Gene: SMIM38
Product: small integral membrane protein 38
Exons: 2
Coding region: 1-171 (56 amino acids)
Source: RefSeq, a predicted model, not a curated record
AUGGUGCUUUAUCUUUACAGCACACCUGCAAGCUUAAAUAUGGGAUCAAACCCACUGAUGAUUUUAGUGGUUAUAAUUAUAUUAAUGCGAUUCAUUUUGUGGUCCUGUUUCAGUGCUUAUUUAGAUUACAAGUUGUCUCGAAGAUUUCCUGAAAAGAGGAAGGACUCUUGA